Messenger RNA from Cydia fagiglandana, 1785 nucleotides. It is a transcript of the gene CCT3, whose product is annotated as T-complex protein 1 subunit gamma. The record is from RefSeq and is a predicted model, not a curated record. The transcript has 12 exons. Gene Ontology annotation, biological process: protein folding. NCBI's taxonomy places the organism in Eukaryota, Metazoa, Arthropoda, Insecta, Lepidoptera, Tortricidae. Gene Ontology annotation, cellular component: chaperonin-containing T-complex. Gene Ontology annotation, molecular function: ATP binding; ATP-dependent protein folding chaperone; ATP hydrolysis activity. The coding region runs from base 121 to 1752 and encodes 543 amino acids.
UUUUUAUUCAUUCGCAUAGCAACAUUAGUCACCACGCGAUUUUCUUUCCGAAUUUGCUUGUACUUCUUCUCGAAGAAUUUAAAAGGUUUUCACUUUAGUUUCCAGAAAAGAUACUCGAAAAUGUUUGGUGGUCAACAGCCUAUUUUAGUUUUGAGUCAAAACACAAAACGUGAGUCCGGCCGGAAGGUUCAGCUCGAAAAUAUUAAUGCAGGAAAGACAAUAGCGGACGUAAUCCGAACAUGCCUUGGACCUCAGGCGAUGUUAAAAAUGUUGAUGGACCCCAUGGGUGGCAUCGUGAUGACCAACGAUGGCAAUGCUAUUCUUCGGGAGAUCACUGUACAGCACCCCGCAGCCAAAUCUAUGAUAGAAAUAGCGAGAACACAAGAUGAAGAGGUUGGUGACGGAACCACAUCGGUAAUAGUCCUGGCCGGAGAAAUGCUGGCCGUGGCCGAGCAGUUCCUGACCCAGAACAUCCACCCCACAGUCAUCAUCAGGGAGUACCGGCAGGCCCUGGAGGAUGCCAUCAAACUACUGGAGGAGAAGAUCUCUAUCCCCAUUGACAUGAAUGACAAGGAAAAGAUGAAGGAUGUUAUCCGUUCAUGUGUAGGCACCAAGUACAUUGGGCGUUGGGCCGACCUGGCUGUCGACAUUGCCUUGGAUGCAGUCAACACUGUCAUGGUCAACGAGAAUGGCAGGGUGGAGGUUGAUAUUAAGAACUAUGCCAAAGUAGAGAAGAUCCCCGGCGGCACGGUGGAGGAGUCCCGCGUCCUGAACGGCGUGAUGAUCAACAAGGACGUGACGCACCCCAAGAUGAGGCGCUACAUCGAGAACCCGCGCAUCGUGCUGCUCGACUGUCCCCUUGAGUACAAGAAAGGAGAGAGCCAGACCAACAUCGAGAUUGUAGGAGAACAGGACUUCACAAAGCUACUCCAACUGGAAGAGGAGCACGUGCAGCGCCAGUGCGAGGACAUCAUUGCGCUGAAGCCCGACAUCGUGUUCACGGAGAAGGGCGUCUCCGACCUGGCGCAGCACUACCUGGUCAAGGCCGGCAUCACCGCCAUCCGCAGAUUGCGCAAGACGGACAACAACCGGCUGGCGCGCGCGUGCGGCGCCACCAUCGUGAACCGCACCGAGGAGCUGCGCGAGGCCGACGUGGGCACCGCCGCCGGCAAGUUCGAGGUCAAGAAGAUCGGCGACGACUACUUCUCUUUCAUCACAGAGUGCAAGAACCCCAAGGCGUGCACGAUCCUCCUCCGCGGUGCUUCCAAGGACGUGUUGAAUGAAAUCGAGAGGAACCUCCAGGACGCUCUUCAUGUCGCUAAGAAUUUGGUGCUGAGCCCUCGGCUGGUGGCGGGCGGCGGCGCGGUGGAGAUGGCGGUGUCGCACGCGCUGGCCGCCAACGCCGCGCACAACACGCCCUACCGCGCCGUGGCGCAGGCGCUAGAGAUCAUUCCCCGCACGCUCGCUCAGAACUGCGGCGCUAACACCAUCCGCACGCUGACCGCGCUGCGCGCGCAGCAUGCUGCUGGUAGCAGCACGGCCGGCAUCGACGGCGAGACUGGAGCCAUUGUAGACAUGGCCGCCAAGGGCAUCUGGGAACCUCUCGCCGUCAAACUGCAGGUGUACAAGACGGCGGUGGAAACAGCCAUUUUGCUGCUGCGGAUCGACGACAUCGUGUCGGGCUCCAAGAAGAAGGCCAACGACCCCGCCGCGCCGCCCGCACCCUCCGCCAUGGCUGCCGGCGCCGAGUAACACACGAACAAACACAAGUUUACACCUAGCUAG